CCAUUGCCAGUGCUUGGUGGAAGGCCAAGACACUUCUUGGAAGACGAGACGGAUUUAGUUUCCCUGAAAGUGUCAGCAGAGGCCGACUUUCUCUCGAAACGGCUCCGAGCCUCUUGGCCGGGACAGGAUGAACUGUCCCGCGAUGGGCUCCAUCGAAUCCGUCGCUAUAACGAAAAGUCAAUCACAGUGGCAGUCGGCCUGAUCUGUAUUGCACUCGCUGCAACUCUGCUCAUCGGAACCAUCGUCGGCUUUUCGUACGUGUGUCUGACAACGAAUGCAAAACGAGGGGAGAUUUUCGCGGGAACUGCAGCUUAA
Messenger RNA from Colletotrichum costaricense, 315 nucleotides. RefSeq lists its product as uncharacterized. The record is from RefSeq and is a predicted model, not a curated record. The transcript has 3 exons. The annotation marks the transcript as partial. NCBI's taxonomy places the organism in Eukaryota, Fungi, Ascomycota, Sordariomycetes, Glomerellales, Glomerellaceae.